AUGGUGGCCAACACAAGAAACAAUGACAUUUCUGCCACCAAUGAUGGUCCCGUGAUGAGACUUAUCAACAAGUGCCUCGGUGCCCUCCGCAAGAAGUUGAAUCGCAUCCUCGCCAUGGAAGAGACAUCAAACGGUGAUGUGUUCGAGAAGUCCCAUGACGAGUUGGACUUUGAAUUCCUAGACAAGGCACUGAAGUGGUAUGAUAGAUUAGCAAUUUCAAUUGGAGUUGCCAAAGUUGUGCACCUUUUACACAUUGGAGUUAUACCGGGUUGCUUUAGAAACCAAUUAAAGACAAACAAUAUUUUACUUGAUGAGCAUCACAUUCUCAGACCAAGUGACUAUGGUAUGUCCAUGAUUGCUGAGGAGAUCAAAUACCUUGAGGCAAAGGGAGAAAAUCCAAAAUCAUGGUAUGUAUACUAG
Messenger RNA from Glycine soja, 420 nucleotides. Its product is annotated as wall-associated receptor kinase-like 5. The record is from RefSeq and is a predicted model, not a curated record. NCBI's taxonomy places the organism in Eukaryota, Viridiplantae, Streptophyta, Magnoliopsida, Fabales, Fabaceae. Gene Ontology annotation, biological process: protein phosphorylation. Gene Ontology annotation, molecular function: ATP binding; protein kinase activity. Bases 1 to 420 code for a protein of 139 amino acids. The transcript has 4 exons.